Molecule: messenger RNA, 3605 nt
Organism: Helianthus annuus (common sunflower)
Lineage: Eukaryota; Viridiplantae; Streptophyta; Magnoliopsida; Asterales; Asteraceae
Product: disease resistance protein RPV1
Exons: 7
Coding region: 195-3179 (994 amino acids)
Biological process (GO): defense response; signal transduction
Molecular function (GO): ADP binding; protein binding
Source: RefSeq, a predicted model, not a curated record
AAGUUUGUGGGCAUGAUUUCCUGGUAAGAGAUAAGAAAGAAAGAAGCAAUGAUGGUGUGAUCAAAAUUCAUCACCUAUUUAACCUCAACAUACAAACAAACAAACCUAAGGCUUUGAUUGAAUAGCUAUUUUGAGUAAUCUCCAAGAAACAAUUACCAGAAAAAGAAAAUCUGAUUCAAUAGGACCCGUAAAGCAUGCCUUUAAUGCCAUCUUCUUCAACAUCAUUCAUUAAGGAGAGCUAUCAGUAUGAUGUGUUUUUGAGUUUCAGCGGUGAAGACACACGUAAGAACUUUGUUGAUCACCUUUAUGAUGCUCUUCAGCAACAAGGUAUUCACACUUUCAAGGAUGACGAGAGACUUAGAAAAGGAAAAAGCAUCAACGACCAGCUUUUGAAGUCUAUUGAAGAGUCGAAGUUAUUCAUCAUAGUUUUCUCAAAGAAAUAUGCAUCUUCGUCUUGGUGCUUAAACGAACUUGUAAAGAUUAUGGAGUGCCAAAAGUCGAAUGAGCAAAUUGCUUAUCCUGUUUUCUAUGAUGUGGAUCCCUCUGAAGUUCGUAAACAACGUGGUCCAGUUGGAGAAGCCCUUGCCAAAUAUACCAUCAAAGAGACCAGGAUAUGGAGACAAGCUCUCACAGAAGCCUCCAAUCUGUCCGGGUGGGAUUUGAAGAACAUUGCUAAUGGUCAUGAAGCCAAAGUGAUCAAAUUAAUUGUUGAACAAAUUUCGCUAGAGCUACGGUCCAUUAGUGUGAACCUUGAUGAUAAGUUAGUAGGCAUGGAGCCGCGGCUACAAGAUCUUCAAAGUUCUUUAGAUGCCAGUUCGGACGAUGUUCGCAUGAUAGGGAUCAAGGGAAUGGGAGGCGCUGGAAAGACUACACUAGCCAAAGCUACUUUUGAUAGAAUAUCAAUUCACUUUGAAGCUAAAAGCUUUGUUGAGAAUGUGAGGGAAGUUUCAAAAUCAUCGUUGUCCGGUUUGUUGUCAUUGCAAAGAAAGAUCCUUUCAGAUUUGUUAAAGGGUCAAGGAAACAACGUAAGUAGUGUCCAUGAUGGAACAAACAUGAUGAAAACAAAGUUGCGUGGAAUAAAGGUUCUUGUGGUUUUAGAUGACGUGGAUCACAAAGAUCAACUUGAUGCGUUAGCGGGUGAUCUUUAUUGGUUCAAGCCCGGAAGUAGAAUUAUCAUUACAACAAGAGAUGAGCAAGUAUUGAUAGCACAUAGAGUGAAAUGGAUUCAUGAUGCCAAUCUAUUAUCAAAUACGGAAGCGAUUGACCUCUUUACUAGGCAAGCAUUUGGGAAACAUAUUCCAACAAAAGAGUAUGAAAAACAAUCACUACAAGUUGUACAUUAUGCUGCUGGUCUUCCAUUAACAAUUAAAGUUUUGGGUUCAUUCCUGUGUGGUAAAGACAUACGUGAAUGGAAGGAUGCAUUAAAAAGGCUAGAGACCAUUCCGUUGAAGGAAACCCUUGAAAAAUUGGAACUAAGUUAUGAAAGUUUAGAGGAAGAUUAUAAGGAAAUAUUCCUAGAUAUGGCAUGCUUACUCAAGGGGUGGAAUAAAGAUGAUGCAAUAAAUUUACUAGAAAGUUGUGGAUUUCAUCCUAGAAAUGGUUUAAAAGUUCUUGAGCAGAGAUCUCUUAUAACUUCUAUUAAUAUUGCUGAGCGUUCAUACCUUGGUAUGCAUGAUCAUAUAGAAGAAAUGGGCAAGAAUAUUGUACGUCGUUUGCACCCAGAUGAACCCAACAAACAUAGCCGUAUGUGGAUUCAGGAGGAAAUUGAAGAUGUAUUGGGUAAUGACUUGGGUACUGAAGCGACAAGAUGUAUGAAGCUAAUACUCACCAGUGAGAUUAAGUUGAAAGGCCUUAGAAACAUGAAGAAACUUAGGUGGCUUAUCAUAGAUGCUAGAGGUAACCAUGAGUUUGGAGAUAACAAUGAGGAUUGUCAAUACUUCCCGGAUUCAUUACGAUACUUGUUGUGGUAUAACUACAAACAUUGGUGUUUACCCAAAACAUUUGGUGCAAAUAAUCUUGUAAAGCUUGAGAUGCGAGAAAGCGGCUUGAAACAACUUUGGGAAGGGGGAAAGGUUACAAAGAAGCUCGAAUCCAUUGUACUAUACUUUCCAAGGCUCUUGGAGACCCUUGACCUUCGGUUGACCCCAAAUCUUGUGCGGCUAGAUCUUCGUGGUUGUUAUCGUUUGGAAGACAUUCGUGUGCCUGUUGGAGGUUUAAAAAGGCUAGUGUACCUACACCUCCAAGGUUGUGACAGGUUAAAAUCUUUUUCAUUUAUCAAGGAGUUGAAAUCACUUGAGGUUCUUAAUCUAAAUGAGUUAUAUCUAAGGAAGUUCACGGAUAUAAUCCCAAGCUACUCAUACCUACUUUCAUUAAUUGGAAAUCUUCAUAACCUUGUUUGCCUAAGUUUCAAUGGUUGUCGCAAGCUCAAGAGUCUUUCAGGAAGGAUAUGUAGUUUACAAAAUUUAAGAGAACUUUGGCUUCAUGGAUGUGGUAUAAAGGAAUUGCCGGAGGACAUAGGCCAGUUGGAAUGGUUAGAAAAACUGGAUUUAUCAUACUCAAAAGUUAAACAUCUCCCUGAUAGCAUUUGUAAGUUGAAAAAACUUGAAACUCUCAUUCUAGACUGCUGUGAAGUUCAUCAGUUACCCGACGAUUUUGGCCAAAUGGAAUCAUUAAUUAUACUAAGCCUACGUAAUACCUAUGUAAGAUACCUUCCAUCCAACAUGUGUAAGUUAAAACAUCUCAAAGUGCUUGACCUUUCUGAGUGUUAUAGACUUGAGAAAUUACCGGAGGACCUAGGAGACUUAGAAUGUUUGGAAGAGUUAAAUCUAAGUCUUACAUCUAUAAGUCAUCUUCCACAUAGCAUUUCUUUGUUAAAACAUCUCAAAGUGCUUGAUCUUUAUGGAUGUUGUAAACUCAAGAAACUACCGGAGAACCUAGAGGGUACUUUGAUAAGUCAUCGUCCAAGAAACAUUUCUUUGUUGAAAGGUCUUAGCAUUUUUGGAUAUGGAGAAUCGCUUGAUGCAGAUGCAAUUCUAUUUCAAUUACAAUUACCAAUGAUAGAUGCUCCUGAAAGGAAAAACACCAAUAUUGAAGCAACAACAUGUGACACAGAUUCAUCGCAUUCACCUAUCUUUGAUCGAUCAGUUCAUCGCCUUCAUAGAUCGCGUUCGCUACCCUGAUUUCUCGGCUCAGUGACUUGAGAUAUUCGAUGCUGAUCGAUUCAAAGGUCUACCAUUCUUCAUUACUUUCAUUUCACAUCAGAUUGCUUAGCAUUUAAACUUGCUCAGUUCGCAAGCUAUGUUCAUCACAAUGUGAUUUAAUCACAAAAUGCUAACCAAAAGAUUAAAUAGAAUAGACAGUAAAACUCCGUUUUGGCUGGAGGGGAUGCAUUUGCUCGAUUGAGGGCAUCCCAGGAUGCUCAUCCAGUGAUUUCGUUGGCCGUUCAAAAAAAAAAGAAAAGGGGCAGUGAGGUGCUUGAGGCGCAACUUCUACAUUCGGACUUUUUGUGCAUCAGGAUGUUGCAAACAAGGCUUUUUAAGUUGUACAAGUUGAUAAUCUGUAUAUUAAAUUAAAUCAUAUAUAAUUAAAGCUUAUUUGCAGCUAAA